CUAUAAAUGCACAACUCUCAGCCUCAUUAUUCCAACACCAUUUUGGCUAUUCAACAAGUUUCCAUAACAACUCUCAUGGCCGAUUUCACACAAGAUUUUCAAAGCUUCAGACACUCAAAUUUUGAAAUGGAUAUGGAUCCAAUUAUGGAACAAAUACACCAGUUCAAUCUCCUCGGCAACUCAAACUUGAAUAAUUGUCAAACCUUCAUGCCUUUCUGCACUGAGAACUUCUUUAACCAUCAAACACUACUGGACUUCCCUGGAAGUUUGGCCGAAACUUUUCCAGGUUUUUUCCUGCAAAGCAAUCAGAGUAUUGUGCCUGUAGUUCCUCAAUCUACAGUCACAUCUGAAAAUGAAAUUCACGAGAGCAAGAAGAGAAAAGCAAUGGAUAUAUUAGAAAGCAGCUGUGAGAACUCUUCUCCUGCAGUUUCCGAAACUGGGAUUAAGAGGAAAAAUACUUCAGGGAGAAGAAAGAGAGCGAAAAACAAUGAGAAGGAAGAGGAAGAACCAAAGGAAGUUGUUCAUGUGAGAGCUAGAAGAGGACAAGCUACUGAUAGCCACAGUUUAGCAGAAAGGGUUAGAAGAGGGAAAAUCAAUGAAAGACUAAGAUGCUUACAAGAUAUUGUUCCAGGAUGCUAUAAGACAAUGGGUAUGGCAGUAAUGUUGGAUGAGAUAAUUAAUUAUGUUCAGUCCUUGCAGAAUCAAGUUGAGUUUCUCUCCAUGAAGCUUACUGCAGCAAGCACAUUUUACGACUUCAAUUCAGAGUCAGACGCCAUAGAAAAAAUGCAGAGGGCAAAGGCAAAUGAAGCAAAAGAUGAGUUGGAAGGAUGGUUGAGAGAAGGAUAUGGAGGAAUUGGUUGCUCCCAAAUAAGAAGGCCAUUCUGACUUUCACUUUUCUCUUCCAUACGAACACAUGAAGAUGCUCUAAUAUGUCCUAAAAUUUCUCCAAUUUCAAGAAAUUUGUCCCCACUUCAUGUUAUACAUAGCUAGAACUUCUGGACUUUGUGUAUACUUUGUAAUUGCCACUCACACAUGUGGGGGAAUUGGAAUUCAGUCAGUAAUAUUAAUUUUUAAAAGAGAAGAAAAACGAAAAGAAAAUCUUAUCCCUUCGUUAUCUAUCUUCUGUCCGGUUUUGUUUCCUAUGGAUCAGAAUCUAUUUGGAUCCACAUAUAACAGUAUGAAAUAUGAUGCCAUUUUUAUA
This is a messenger RNA of Pistacia vera, 1201 nucleotides long. Its product is annotated as transcription factor BEE 3-like. Gene Ontology annotation, cellular component: nucleus. Gene Ontology annotation, biological process: regulation of DNA-templated transcription. The record is from RefSeq and is a predicted model, not a curated record. NCBI's taxonomy places the organism in Eukaryota, Viridiplantae, Streptophyta, Magnoliopsida, Sapindales, Anacardiaceae. The transcript is spliced from 6 exons. Gene Ontology annotation, molecular function: DNA-binding transcription factor activity; protein dimerization activity. The coding region runs from base 7 to 885 and encodes 292 amino acids.